Messenger RNA from Amoebophrya sp. A25, 2972 nucleotides. Lineage: Eukaryota; Dinophyceae; Syndiniales; Amoebophryaceae. The record is from the annotation of a GenBank genome assembly.
GUAGAGGCGAGUGUGCCUGGUAGCGGUAGGCUUCAUGGGGUAUGGAAAUUCAUGAAUUCUCGCCACGGCCCUAAGCUCUUGGCUGUGUCCCUUCUCGGGGUAAGUAUCACAGUGUGCCGCGUGGUUCUAGCAGAUGACGCGUGGGGCGUGCUAAUGCGCGAGCUUCCUUGAAGUAGAAAAAGAUGGCCAAGACCGACCGGUCGUGGGGGUGCAUGUAGUUAGAGUCGGGGCCGAAGUCCUCUGACAUGUUCCAAGAUAGGACACCGGACUACGGCUACAACUUCGACCACGGAAGGCCAGUGGGAGUGGCAUGCGCAACCCCGCACAUGCCAUUGCCUGCCCAUGCUCCGUCUCCUCUUACUCGUCCAGAGUCCCUUCCGCGGCACCGAGCUCGUGCGAGCCUCAGUUGGUGGGGUGGAUUCUUAUCGACAAGCAGGUUCAUCGACACUCUGGCCGCAGCCCGCACAGGUGUCCUGCGUCCCCGGGUCCGAUAGUGCAUGGACUGGGCCUAGCCAGACCAUCGAUGCUGCGUUUGAUUUGCGAACUAGUGAGGCACACCCUCCAUCGGCUGCUGACGUGCAAGACCUGAGGCAAUUCAUAGAGCAUGAGUCUUCGUACCUGUUCAUCCAUGCCGACACUCGUACGAGGCAGGGCGGCUUCUUGCUGGAGCUAGAAAAGCCACGCGCUUCGCCAUCAGUAUGGUGUGAAGGUGGUGGCGAAUCUUGCUACCGCCUUCGGAUCGACAAGGGCAGAGCCUGGCUGGGGGCGACCGACUAUAGUGGGCUCCUCUACGCAUUCGUCACCCUUGCGCAGUUUCUUCGCUUCGACCCCAAAAACGAGGUGUAUCUGAUGCCCCAGGACUGUACCGUAAAGGAUGGCCCGCGCUUUCAGCAUCGGGGCCUUCUCAUUGACACUGGCCGCCAUUUUCUACCGACGCCAUUUAUCGAAAGACUGGUCCGAGCCAUGGCGUGGAACAAGUUGAACGUCUUACAUUGGCACAUUAGUGACGACCAGAGCUUUCCAGCGAUGCUGCCCGACCUUCCCGAGCUAGCACUUGCCGGCGCGUUUGAUAAUGUCAACGAGCGGUACUCUGUGGGGGAGGUCCGACGCAUUGUUAGAUAUGCGCGGCGGCAUGCAGUUACCGUAGUGCCUGAAGUGAACAUGCCAGGUCAUUCUUCCGCCAUUCGGAGAAGCCAUCCGGGGCUCUUUGCUUGCGGAGGGCAGGACACUUCAGCGAAAGAGGUGCGGGGAGUCUUGAGCGGAAACCUAGAAGAGACCUAUGAGUUCGUUGGUCGUCUUCUUGCCUCGAUGAGCAGAUCCUUCCCUGGUGAGCGGUUUCAUUUCGGUUCGGAGGAGGCACCCGCCGCAUGCUUUUCCGGAAGGGAUAUGCACGGAGACUCUGCAAAGGCGUACACGAAAUUUGUUGCCCGUCUUGCGGAGAUGUCGCAGCGAGUUGGCAAGCGUCCCAUUUUUUACGAUGAGGCAGCGCAGUACGCGAAUGUAACCCGGCGCGCCAUCAUCCAAGUGUGGAAGGGUCCUGAUCGGCUACGGAGCCUGGUAAGGGCAGGAUAUGACGUCAUCUACAGCUCCUUGGACACAACCUACCUAAACAUGGACACUCCGUGGCAAAAAAUGUAUGCCCAAGACCCAAUCCCAAAUGGACUUAGUAUGUCUGAGAGAAACCGGGUAUUAGGUGGCGAGGCACUCGCUUGGGGAGAGCACCUCGACGCCAGCAAUGUUGAGUCUACAAUAUUUCCGCGCGCCAGUAUUCUGGCGGAGCUAUUCUGGAGUCCCCCAAAGAUGGGGCCGAGACGUGCGACCCUUGGUCGACUUGUUGCGUGGCGGUGCCAGAUGCUCUCCCUAGGUAUACAAGCGGAAGCAGUCGGCUACUCGGGUAUGAGAUUGCCCCUCGGCCCUGGACCUUGUUGGCAGAGCGGUGACUUCCCAUCGGAACACGGGCAGCCGCACCUGAUCGUCGAGCACGGAACCGACCGCAUCGACUUGGACGGAGAUGGGAGAGUGGAAGCUGCCGCGGGGACUGUGCUGCAAACCUUGGAGAAGCAGUUGAUGCCUUGGGAAACAGCUUCCUUUUUAAAGAGGCAGCGGCUGGGCCUUAACAGUUUGCUGGCUAAGCCUAGCGCCGCGGCAAGGAAACCACUUCGCCAGUGCGUAUCGGCAGAGUGCCAGACCAAGGCUUUUUGUCGCAGCCGUAAACGAAUUGGGCUAGGGACCACGGCCGGAACAUAUCUCGCGGCUCUAUCUUUGGUAUGGGCAGCGGUGUGCCUUGUUGCUCGUUCUUGUCCGGCAGACAGAGUGAAGCGAGCGCCCAUGCUGGCAUGGUCACGGGCGUGAGCUCUCCCACCGCCAUCACGUUGGCAGGGUUCACCAAUGUCGCGGGCCCAGAAGAGAGCCCCGGGGCACAGCCGAGACGCUUCAAAGCGAAGAGGGGGGUUACGUGGAUGACCUGCAGGCACUUCUAUGAAAGGGACGGCUGGUCUGAGUUUCUCGUCAUUCUUGGCGGGCUUAUUUGGUUAAGCUUCAGGAAGGCAGCGCCUUCAAGAAGGUUUUGCGUUAUAAUCGCUCGGGGCUGUGGGGGUGUCUGAGGUCAUUAUCUAAAGUGGUGCAAAAGGAGACAAUAGGCCCGGCAAAUCUGGUCGAGCCUCCGCGCUGGCUUGUUCGGGUUGGUUCUUAUGUAAAUGAAAACUCUCCCAAGCUAUUAACUGUCGGGGUGUGUAUGCGGUUGGGCGUCGUUCUGUGGCCGCAUGGCGAGAAUGAUCCAAGAAGGCCCCGGCGCUUGGGGGGAAGAAUGACAAAACGACGCAGAAAAAACCGACGACAAACACCAGCGGAAGCCCCAAAGUGCGAAUAUCGGCCCCGCCAAGGACGCGCGGCAAGGCUCUUCGCGUCUUACUUUCGGCAGCUCACUGAAUGCCCCAACCGCUAGCCAGUGCGCAGCGACUGCCUCCCAACAG